Ciona intestinalis (vase tunicate) is the source of this 2360-nucleotide messenger RNA. The record is from RefSeq and is a predicted model, not a curated record. NCBI's taxonomy places the organism in Eukaryota, Metazoa, Chordata, Ascidiacea, Phlebobranchia, Cionidae.
CUUGAGUUUCGGACGCGUAUUAAUUAAGAGUAUAUCCUUGGUAAGCCUAUAUACUAAGGAAAAAGAAUUUUCAAUUUCCGGCGUAUUAACAGAAAAACGCAUAUAUGGCCUCAUCUUAGCUAUACGUAUUUAGUAUAUACAGAAAUUAUUGCAGAACGUGCACAUUAUGUUCUCGCUUGAUAAUGUGAUAGAAAAUAUAGUUGGUAAUGGAAGAUACCAAAUAUUUAUUUGCUUGUGUUUCUCUGCGCUGGGAAUUUCAUCAUCUUAUAUGAAUACAGCAUCUGUUUUUAUUGCCGCAAUGCCGGACAGUAGAUGCCGAAUCGAACCUUACGACAACAUUACUGCAUAUCCGAAUAUAAACGAGACUGAAAUAACAAAGCUGUUUAUUCCAGUUAACGACAUUACCAAGAAACCAGAUCGUUGCCAGAGGUACGCGUUCAAUGCGUCAUGUAAAGAUAUUCGAGAUUCAACCUGUUUGUUCGGAACCAACACCGGAAAUGAAAUGCAGACUGUUCAAUGCGAUGCAGGAUAUAAAUACGACAGAAGCUCUUUCGAGGAAACGAUAGUUACCGAGUGGGAUCUUGUAUGUGACAAAGUUGGCAUUUCUUUUCUCGCGACGUCUUUAAAUUAUGCUGGGUUACUAGUUGGUUCUUUAAUGGGUGGCUUGGUAGCGGAUCGAUUUGGAAGAAUCGCUGUUUUACGUGUAAGUUCAAUACUGUCCCUCAUUGUAACAUGUGGUAUUUCAUUGUCACCAAACGUAUACGUCUACACUGCAUUGCGAUUCCUGGCAUCUGUUACAUACUUCCCAAUGAUAGAAAGUGGAUUCGUUUACAUGAUCGAGUUAUCUAGGAAAAAAUGGAGAACGGUGAUUGGGUUGUGGUAUAAUGCCAUUUUUGGUAUUUUUUCAAUGUCGCUCUCAGUUCUUGCACUAAUUUGGAGACACUGGCGAUCUUUGCAAAUCGCCAAAUCAAUCGUCGGUUUUGUUCCAUUUAUUAUUCUUGGUUGGUUGGUCUCCGAAUCACCAAGAUGGUUGUUCGGACAUAAUAAACAAGCCCAAUCAAAGCAAGUAUGCGAGGUUAUCGCCAAACGAAACAAAACUCAACUCUCUGAAGAAGUGUGGCAAGCUACAGUGGACGAGUUUAAUAAGUUUAAAAAAGUUAAGGGAAGCAAAGAAAGUCCACUACGCGCAAUGUAUCGUCUUCCUUGUACAAGGUUCCUGACGUUAUGCAACAUGUUUGUCUGGAUGGUAACAAGUAUGGUGUACUUCGGUUUGUUGUUGAACGUCGGUAACUUGCCGGGCGGUGUGUAUUUGAACCAUGCAUUGGGUGCCUUGAUGGAGUUUGCAGCUUGCGUAGUUGCUAUCUUCGCAAUUAGAAAGGUUGGAUUCUCCAAAUGUACAUCUAGCUCGUUGUACACUGCAAGUUUGUCUUGUUUGUUGUCAACGGUGGUUCUUCAACUUGGAAAUGGACAACAGGUUUUUGAAACGUUGAGCAUCGUUCUUGCAAUGAUUGGAAGAUUUGCAGCAAGCUUGGCGUUUGCUGUAUUAUAUGUUCACACAGUUGAGAUGUUUCCGACCGUCGGUAGGAGCACAGCGUUAGGUCUUUCUUCUAUGUCAGCUCGCUUUGGAAGUAUAUUCACACCUUUUACAGUUCAACUUCACUUAACCAUACCGUGGCUGACUCCGGUCAUCUUUAGUAUUCUUGCCUUCUUCGCCGCUUAUUUGUCAGGAAACUUCCCAGACACUGCAGAUUCAGAGUUAUCAAUGUUGUUUGAAGAUGUCGAGAAAAGUUACUCCGAUCAUUUCCACGGUAGAGUGAUUGCGAAACUAUUUUGUCUCCCGACAUCUGAACGGCUUAACACACCGGAGAAACAAAACACUCUGUUGAACCAUGAAAAUUCAAAGUGCUAAAGACUUAAUUGUUAUAUACUUAUUGGAAAGCAUUUACUCAGAAAGGCUUAUAUUGAUUUUCUUUGGAAAAUAAGAUUGCUAGUUGUUUUACAUCGCAGUGUUAUUAUUAUCAUGCAUUUAUUUAUUUUUUCAUUUAUUUAUAAGCAGUAUAUAUCAUCAUGCACUUGGCCACGUAGCAACGUGAUUCGGGGCCUGUUUGUAACUCAGCGGUAAUGGGUUCAAGCCCCGUCGUUGCUACCAUUGUGGACGUAUGUGUCUCCACAAAGGUUACAUGGUAACUCGUAAGCUGGAACGAGGUGUAUGAAACAGAACACCCGUGUUUAACGACUGUCGUUUUGCGGCCAUGCGAGGAUAAAAUAAAAAUAUUCAUCAUUGUACAAGUUAACGCAUAUCAUUAUUUAUACACUGUUUCGCAGACAGUGAGUUUAAAUACAAAAAAUGUACAUUCUCA